CUUGUAGCUAAAUUUUUUAUUUGGCCCUCCGUCCAUUUGACUUUGACACCCCUGCCUUAGUGGUUUUAUGUCGGGCAGAAUUCGUGGAGUACCAACAUCCGGUUGAAACAAUUUGAUUUUGUAGUUCAGAAGAAAACAAUUGUGCCACACAUCGGCAGGGACGGCAGCAGUAGCAAGCUAGUUAUGCACAACAUUACUCUUACUACUAUUUUCUGCAUCGUAUAUUUUAAAUGGAUCACUUCGAGGAAGAUUUAGUCGCUGCAUUAAGAGAAAUUGUCAAAGACGGAAACUGGCAAUGUGUAGGAAAGAAGUGUGAUUUUGACUCACCAUGCACAAAGCUGUACUCUGAGGAUGGUGAACACAUUGUUCUGGUUCACACAGAAGAUGACAGAUUCUGGGCUAUGGAUUCAUCCUGUCCCCAUGAAGGAGGCCCUCUUGACCUCGGUGACAUUGAGGACCUGGGAGAUGGGAAGAGGGUGCUGGUCUGUCCCUGGCAUCACUUUGACUUCUGCCUGGAGACAGGUGCCUCUUCCAUGGGACUACAGAACCAGGUGUAUGAGGUCAGAGUUGUCCAAGACAUGAUUUAUAUCAACACACAGAAUGAGCUGUGUCUAAGUCCCAUCCCAGAGACAGACACAUCUAAUGGCAAGUUGUCAGUAGAUGAUGUUGAGCCAUCACCCUCUGAGGACACACUGUGCUUCUGGGCUACAAAGAUCCUCUGCACACCGGACCCCAAAGAGAAGGUAGCCAUGACGCUGGAGGUCCAGGAGAGGUGGAACAGUGGGGAGAUAACAGAAGUGGGUCAGGCUACACCACCUGUCCAGCCAAGCAGGAAGGAGAACCUGACCGUACUGCAGCCGGGCAAAAUCAAGCGUGGCAAAGGUGGCACACAGGCUAGCAGGAUAGCCCUCCUCCACUCCCUGGCUAACAUAGAGCAGUGGGCUAUAGACCUGUCCUGGGACAUCAUCGCUCGCUUCUCAUCGGUCAGACUGGACACUGGAGAGCCCAUGCCCCGCCAGUUCUUCAGCGACUUUGUCAAAGUGGCCGGAGACGAGGCCAAGCAUUAUCACUUACUAGAGACGAGGAUCACAGAACUCGACAGCUUCUUUGGCGCGUUACCUGUUCAUAAUGGACUGUGGCAGUCAGCAACGGAUACGUCCCACGACCUUCUGGCGAGGCUAGCCAUUGUGCAUAUGGUACAUGAAGCCAGGGGCCUGGAUGUGCACCCCCAGACCCUCUCCCGCUUCGCUGCCCAGGGGGACUGCAGCUCUGUGGAGGUGCUGGAGGUUAUCUACCGGGAUGAGAUCACUCACGUGGCCGCCGGGCUCCGCUGGUUCACUUACAUCUGUUCACAGGAAGAACGGGAUUGCUUAUCUACUUUCCAUGACUUGGUGAAGCAGCACUUCAAAGGUUACCUGAAGCCUCCUUUCAACACAGAGGGUAGGAAGACAGCGGGGAUGACAGAGGAGUGGUACGUGCCUCUUGUAAAGCCUCCCAGUUAACAGACAAUGUCCCCGAGACCAGCAUGCUGUGACAAACACAAUUGCUGCAUCCCAGCGGAUGAGGGAAGCAGUUUCACACCAAAUCUCAUAACACCUGGAUAAAGGUCAAACUGUUACUAUUAUAAAGGUUUAAACUCAAACAUGUCAGUAGCCGUAUCAAUGUGGUAUUGCAAUCUAAUAUCUGAGCCUAAUGUAGAUGACGUGGCAUUCGAUAAUUUGUGCAGCGCGACUGCAAUGUAGUCGGCCUGGAACGGCACCAUUUAGUCCCCUGGAAAGAGUACAUCUCUAAAACAGACCCCACCAUCUCUACAUUACUAUCUACAUUACCAUCUCCCAAUUUGUAAGUCGCUCUGGAUAAGAGCGUCUGCUAAAUGACUUAAAUGUAAAUUACUACAAAGUCCAAUGCAUAAUAUGGUAAUAUAUAAUGUCAGAGCAAAUUACAAAGGCAACAGAACCUUGUAAAUGUUUAUUUAUGUAAAUACAACAGUUAUUUUGGUAGUCUAACGGGUUUGAGGGUUUUGCAUUCGACAACAAACUACUCACACAACAGCCUCUCCAUGAUAUCACUAUUAUUACAUUCAUGUGUUCCAUAGGCUAUCAGGAACUAGUUUCCAGUAGGCGUAAAACAAGAGAAAAUGUUUUUGAAACAGAGGGUACUACCUGGACUUGAACAAUAAGAAAUGCUCAUUUUUAGUUUCUGUUUCAAAACAUUUUGCCAAGGUGUUCCCUGCUGAACACUACUCUUGUCUGUACUCUUAAAUAUGUUGUCUUAAAACAGACAUAGUAUAGAUCCUUCAUGUUUUACAGGAAAUGUAUCUAAUCAAAUAACAUUAAAGUAGGUUGUUUUGUGUUUAAUUACCACAUCAUGGUGUUUUAAUGCACAGCGUGUAGCUGUGUCAAUGAGUUCUUCUCUCCAGCUGAAUGCAAUUCAGUUCUGUCUCUGUUACUGUGGAACAGACACUCCUGCUUGGGAGGGCCAGAUCUGUUCUGGAAGCUCUGAUGGAGAUAUCCGUUGUAGAAGUCUGCUGCCGACAGUCUCUUCUUCAGCAUCACCGCCUUGAAUCCCACCCAGCCAUCCUUGACCACCGAACACACAAAAAUGCUUGUCAUCAUUUUUCUAUGGGAUCCAUCAAGUUAAUUAUUUGUAUUAUGCCAUGAUACAUCAGGAAGUGAAUUAUUUAUUUUUAAAUAUUAGACAUUUCAAUAAGACAAAAAUGGAAGUGUUUUGAUAUAAUAGUAAACCAUGGAAAGUGUCAAGGAUGAAAAGCCUGGCUCACGCACCUUACAACAGACAGCCAAGGUGUUGGAUUCUUUCUGAUAACUCAUAGAUCCUGGCACAGGUCUCCUCCCUCGACCUGUCAUUAAAACAAUCACAACCUUUCUCAACCUAAACUAUUCUAAACGGAUGUUACCAGACAUUGAUUGUCUUCGCAGCAUGUGGACUCAAGCACUACUGGUGCCGAUCCACACAGCUACUUACCGCAUGCUGAUUGAACUAGCUGACUGAGUCAACCACCAUCUACCACCAAGCAGUGUUGGAAACAAUGAAGAGUCCUGAUUAAAAGAUGUAAUUACCUGAUAGUGAAAUGUUGCAUUUGCCAGAAAACUCCAGCAGCUUUAUGGUCUUGCCCAUCCAAAUUGUUCUCAAUGGGAUCUAAUGAGAGAGAAGAGGGCAUUAUUUUAACACUCCUGGACAAUGUGUUUAGAGGCCGGUCACAGUAAAUCAAGGUCAUGUUAAGUAUGCACAAAAUUUGAAAAUCAUCUUGAAACAGGUGAGGAACGGCCUAAAAUCGCCCAAUAAGACUGCUCACUUUAGUUUUACGUUUUCUAGUUUCGUGCCAACUGAACAUGACUGGUCUGUCUUAUUACCCGGGAUGCGAUGGCACGAAACAGGCGGUCGAUCUGGACACAGGUCUGCUCCUCCCAUACGAUCCAGCUCAUCGAUGUGCUGAUUUUAGGGGCUGUUGAGAAGAGUCAACUCUAAGCUGAGGCAUGAAUGGGUGCUUAGAAAGUACUUGCAGCUUUCACCCUCCUGUAAGUUGCAAUUUUUGCUGAUUGUUUAUCAUUCAAAUUGUAAUUACUACUAGCAUCAAAUGUCUGGUUGAGUAAAUAAAUGUUCUUACCUAAAGUGG
Molecule: messenger RNA, 3634 nt
Organism: Salvelinus namaycush (lake trout)
Lineage: Eukaryota; Metazoa; Chordata; Actinopteri; Salmoniformes; Salmonidae
Exons: 12
Coding region: 231-1502 (423 amino acids)
Molecular function (GO): 2 iron, 2 sulfur cluster binding
Source: RefSeq, a predicted model, not a curated record